AUAAAAAAAAUAAUCUUAAACUACAUAGGUAUAGCCUAUAUGCGAGUAACACUCCAAAAACGCUCACGGUGCCGGUGACGGUGCCGGUGCCCAACUCAUACGCAAAUUGAAUUCCUUUAGAACCUGGAAUCUGGAACCUCUCAUAUGUCAUACGCAAAUUGCAGAAGCUCGAAUUGCAGAAGCUCGUUCCAGAUCAAUUUUUCAAGUGUUGUGGCUGGAAAUCAGUAAUGAAUGACCUGUCAUCCCCGGGCCCAGGGCAGCCGCCCCUCCUGCCCUGGCUCAGGGACGGGCCUGUCCAUACAUCAGACCAAGCUCAUGUUUCAGAUGACAAUAAAGACACUGACACAAAACAGAGAGCAUCCCAUGAUGGGACAAGUAAUCAUCCUCUGAAGGGAAGGAGAUCGUCCAAGAGAGUUGCAAUGUUCUUGACAAAGCCUUCGUAUACCCUCAGAGUGGGUUCAAUGAAUGUAUGCCGCGAUAAUCGCAUCAGGUUGCGAUGCCUUCUUCGUAAGCUUGUGGUCCAACACAAUUGGGUGGACGCUAGUGGAGUGCUAAGUACAUUGUUGAAAGGAACCUGCAGAGAAAAAUCACCUCAUAACAAUCGUAUGAAGUAUUGGGCUGCAAUGGAACUUCUUCAACAUAUGAAAAUUGAUCCAAAUGCCUACUCAUCAAGGAUUCAGCACUUGUAUGAUACAUGGAAGGAAAAGAUAAAGUCUAAGAGAAAGUGGCCAUUGAAGGAUAGGUCUGUUAUGUUGGAGUACAUUCUCUCAUGCCUUGCACGAAAUAGCCAUGACUAUGCCCGCAUUAAUUUGCAGAGCCUUCAGCAGGAAGAUGAACAUGCAAGAGAUGAAAAGUCUGAUCUGAUCAUGGGUUUGACCAAUUAUGAGUUAUGGUAUUCUGAUCUACCAAAUGAGAUGCGGCUCGGAAACUUAGAAGAGACUUGCUUGCAUCUGGAGUCAGAUAUAGUGAAAAACAACUCUUCUGAGGAUACAUACAACCUGAAGGAGGAGGAUGCAGCCAGUAUAUAUGAGACAUUUUCAAACUUGCACUAUCAUUCGGAGACAUCUGUUAUGAACGACAAGUACACUGAUGCAAAUGUUAACCAAAGGCUAGAUGUCGAAGUUUAUAGGGCCAAGCCAAUUGAGCAGAACAAGAAGUUCCAAUCGCAGGAUUUUUAUAUGAAUUCUGCUGAAUCGAGUGGAGAAACUGAUGGCUCAAUGCAAGAUGACUAUGACCAAUUUCAUUGUUCUUCUCCCUAUAAUAUACACAGUUUGCAAUCAUUGUUGCCCGUAAGAGUGCCUUCUUCAGAGAAUUUAAUGGACAUCAUCUCUUUUCGUAGACUAUUUUUUGGUGAUCAUUAUAAGGAAGCUUUGAAGUUUUUAAAGCUUGCUCUUCAGUCUCCCCGCCCUAUCUCAGAAGCUGCACUGCUUCCUUUAAUACAGCUGCUGUUGCUUGGGGGUCACGCUAAUGAAGCCAUAGUUGUUCUUGAGCAGUUCUGCAAUGAGUCAAGCUCAGUGCUUUCUUUAAGGUUGGUCUGGUCUAUUGUUCUUUCCUUGUGCUUAUUUUGCCUUAGGAGGUUGGUUUACAGAUUAAAGGCUCGUCUCUGGGAGUGCUUUGAUUCUGACAAGUGCGAUAAUAUAUCUGUGUGUUUUGAGGAUGUGAUGAAGAAGGAUCCUACAUGCAGGCAUUCCUUAGCAAGGCUGCUGGACUUGCAUAAAAAAGGAGAGUAUUCUUCUGAACGUCUAGUGGAGAUGAUUGCUCUUCACUUGGAAGCGACAUAUGGAGAUCACACUUCUUGGAGAGAGUUUGCUUUGUGUUUGCUUAACCUUUCUCAGUGUGAAGAAGACAGAAUGUCAGUAUGUAUUGAUGGGGAGCAAGUUAAGAGUGAACAAAUGCAUACUGUUCGUUUCUGUAAGACUCCUCCCUCAUUUGUGGAGGGUAUGUCCGGAAAGACUUGGAAAUUCCGCUGUAAAUGGUGGUUGAACCGUCAUUUUAGCAAGCACGUACUGGCAUCAGAAAUGGCAGAAGGUGAUUUGCAGCUGAUGUCUUACAAGGCAGCUUGUGCAUCGCAUCUGUACGGACAAGAGAUGGAAUACGUUGUUAGGGUUUGUAGUUAUGUAAAUGAGCAUGAGAAGGAACACGAUAGGACGCAAACGCUGUUAUUUUUGCGUACUCACAUGCAGAAUUCUGUCGGUUUCUUCUCCAAUUUUGUUAGGAAAUGAGCGCUCCGCUAAUUGUGUAAUUUAGCGUCUCACAAUUUUGGAAUAUAUUCAUCGAAAAUUAUUUAUAUAUAUAUUUAUUUAUUUUUUUAAAAAAUGCUUAUAGAACAACUUUUUUACUAUAAUUUAAAAAAAUGUGUAACCUGUUA
Messenger RNA from Beta vulgaris subsp. vulgaris (sugar beet), 2368 nucleotides. RefSeq lists its product as uncharacterized. The coding region runs from base 228 to 2222 and encodes 664 amino acids. Gene Ontology annotation, cellular component: RNA polymerase I transcription regulator complex. Gene Ontology annotation, biological process: transcription by RNA polymerase I. NCBI's taxonomy places the organism in Eukaryota, Viridiplantae, Streptophyta, Magnoliopsida, Caryophyllales, Amaranthaceae. The transcript has 11 exons. The record is from RefSeq and is a predicted model, not a curated record.